Molecule: messenger RNA, 7575 nt
Organism: Symbiodinium natans
Lineage: Eukaryota; Dinophyceae; Suessiales; Symbiodiniaceae
Source: the annotation of a GenBank genome assembly
AUGCCUCGUGGCCGUGAUGAUGGUUUGGGUUGGAACCCUGAUGCUGUGGAGCCAAUGGAGCUCACAGAACCUACAGAGCCCAUGGAACUCACAGAACCCAUGGAGCCAAUGGAACUCACAGAACCCAUGGAGCCGAUGGAACCCGCAGAGCCCAUGGAAGAAGGGGAACAAGAAGAAGAAAUGGAGCCACGAAGAAAGGAGAUCAAGAUUCACCGUGUUGGCAUGGGAAAAGGCUACGGAUCUUCAGCAAGCAGUUCAGCUGAAGGAAGUGAAAGUGCACCAAGGUAUAUGCCUCCAAAGCCGAAGAAGAAGCCCGAACGACCAGUGGUGGAAGGAAGAGAUUACAUUCCCUUGGAAGGGGGAGAACCAGACGGGCCAGUGGAGAUCGGGAGUCCUAGUUCCUCUAGCCCCGAAACUACAAUGGUGUACCAAGAGGCACCACCUACACCAAGAAGGGAGCCGAGAACACUUUCGUCUGGGCACAUCGCCUUGGAGCUGCAAGAGCAGCAAGUGUCUGCUGAGCAACGCAGGAACCAGUUCGGUUUCCAAAGUCAGGAGGGCCACCGCCACCAGCGGGCCCAGAACCAGAGCAAGCUCCAGAGUGUCCACCGCCAGGAGAAGAACGAGCUCCAGAGUGUCCACCUCCGGACCCAAUGCCGAGUGGUACGAAGCUUCCUCUUCACACGCUGGACGGGGAACCCAGCAACGCAGCAGUGGCGGAACACAUCCGCCGGAAUGAGGAAGAGUAUGCUGCAAGACGUGCCGGUGCAAUUCCUUCAGGAGACGAAGCAAGAGCCAGGGAAUCCAAGGAAUUUGCUCGUGGAGUUGCAUACUUUCGAGCCAGGUACGGCCAGCGAAGCCAAAGCAGUGGAACAGCGAGUUCCAGCCGAGACACGGGGCCUGGGACCCUACAACCCAGGACGGGACCUGGGACCCUACAACCCAGGAUGGAAGAUGCGAGAAAUGAGCCAGGGAGCAGUUCCAGAGGACCACCUCCGAAGGAACGACCUGCUGGAAGCAAGGCGCCACCUCCAGAGCCAAAGGGACCACCACCGAAGCGAGGGGGAGCAACGCAAGCCACUACGCUCUACCCGAAUUCUCCUUGGAGGAGAGCAGAAAGGAGGAGAAUGCGAGAAAGGGGCGAGGAGCCAAACCCUGGAAAUGAGGAAGAUGAAUGGGGAGAUUGGUCAGGACGAUGAGGUCGACUACCAGAAGGAGAAAGCAGAGAUCGACUACCAGAAGGAGAAAGCAGAGAUCGACUACCAGAAGGAGAAAGCAGAGAUCGACUACCAGAAGGAGAAAGCAGAGAUCGACUACCAGGAGGAGAAAACAGAGAUCGACUACCAGGAGGAAUCAAAAUUCUAUGGCCUAUGUACAAACAAGAGCCUCUACUCCGACAAGACUAUGAAUGGAACAAGAGAUCCAUUGGUGAUGUGGAUUUGGACCAGUAUUCCAGGAGCAAAGAACCUCUACGACCCCAAGACUAUGCAAUUCGAUUACAAUGGAGCAAUGGCAAUGAUGCUUAUGCUUGGAGCGCUUGAGCAGAGGGGCACGGAGAGAUCACUUGCGUUCGUGUGCUUGUGUGAGAAAACAACAGAGAGGUUGGAGCAACAAGCAAGCAGUUCGGAUGAUCUGAACCGAAGGAUUGAAAGUGCGACAAAGGCGAUCAAGGCACCAGAUGUUUGGAACCCACAAGCCUCGGGAGAGCAUCCACCGGAUUUUACAACCUGGAAACAUCAGUUUCUGAAUUGGCUAGGUUUUGCCGAUUCGCAGUACUCAGAAGCUCUAAGUAUGAUUGAAAGUCUGGGAGCAACGCCGAUCGAUGUUUCGACUCUCACUACAGUGGAGAGAGAACUUUCGACAAAGCUUUACCACAUACUGACUUCGUAUAUGCGGGGAGCAGCAACGCAACUGUCUCGAAAUUGGAGCAGGGAGCGAUGUGGGUAUCGUCUCUAUCAAAGUUUGCUUUGGGAAUACCAACCAGCCACCAAACAACGAGCUCUAACCCUCAGUCAAGCGAUUGGGAUGUUUCCCAACUUCGAUGGGGCCAAGAGCAUGGUGGAGCAGAUUGGUUCACUGGAAAACCUUGUUCGGGAGUACGAGAUCGCUUCAGGAAAGACCUACGAUCGAGAUUUGUUGAUGGGAGUUUUGCUUCGAUGUUCACCGAGGGCGAUUCGAGACCACCUUACUUUGACAAUGCCCGAAGGAACAAACUACAUGUCAGUGAAGCAAGCGAUUCUUUCAUACGAGCAAAGCAGCAAAACUUGGGAUUACCAGACGGUGUUGAAGCAAAAGACCUUGCAGAACACAGCGAGCAGUUCGAAUGCAGAUCAAGGACCAGCACCAAUGGAAGUGGAUGCAGUGUACGAGAAAGGAGGAGGAAAAGGAAACAAAGGCAACAAAGGAAACAAAGGAGGAAAAGGAUCCUACUCGUGGUCAAGCUUUGGAGCAGGAUUUCGCCAAUGGAGAAAAGGUGGACGAAAAGGAAGCUACAAAGGAGGAAAGAAAGGACGAGGCAAAGGUUUCCACAAAGGAGGAAAGAAAGGCGGAAAGAAAGGUGGAAAGCAUGGCAAAGGAGGAAAGAAAGGUGGAGGAAAGAAGUUGGACAGAGAUGUUUGCCGAUUCUGCAAGCAGCGAGGACAUUGGGGAAACGAGUGUCCAAACCGCAAUGUUCGAGAAGUGCAGGCGAGCGAGGCCAGCACCGAGGUACCCCACUCGACAGUCGAGUCUGUUACUCCGUCGCAGAGUGCGAGCCAAUACAGGAUAAGGAGAGUGAGGAACAUUGAUUUCCAUCACAUUGCGAACACACCACCUGACGGCACAGAGCACUAUGAGCUUAGCGAAGUUUCAGAAGAAGAAGGUGAUUGGUUCACCAGAAGGAUAGAGGUGCAAGGACCAGAGUGCUACUACAUCGGGGAUGAGAGUGAGAACAAACAAGAUCAUGAGAGUGAUGAGCUGUAUCAAUGGUAUGAAAACAGCUUGGAAAGAGUUCAAGGAGGAUUGGGACCUCCAGGAGGAUUGGAACCUCUGAAUCAAGGAGGAUUGGAACCUCUGAGUCAGGGAGGAUCGGAACCUCUCAAUGUGCGAAUGGUCCAGUUGGACACAAAGCAACAUGUGGUGAUCUUGGAUUCAGGAGCAGAUGUGAGUUUGUUACCACGAAGAUUGUCGGAUGCAGGCGUCGAAGUUUCGACCCCAACCUCUCUGAGGUUGCAAGACGCACAAGGGGGUGCGAUGCGAGUUGAAGGUAUGCGGCGAGCAGUUUUGCAGUUCAGUAGCUGCAGUGUGACUGAGGACUUUGUGUUGUCGGACACCAAUAACAUCUUGCUGUCUUUAGGAAGGCUACUCAAAAAUGGAUGGAAGUUUGUGUCAGUGGGAUGCAAACAGCGCCAGGGGGGCGAGACCUGGGGAGAAGAAACCCAGGCGGGGGAACUUGUAUCUCCCGAUGGUAAGGCACGGGUGCCUGUGGAAUACCAGAGGAAUAGCUUGAGAUUGACAGCGGAAGUUAGAGGAGUCGAGCAAGUCAGGGCAGUCAAGGUGACUUUGGCCUAUGACUUUGGUAAAGUCCCAGAGAAGGAUUGGAGCCUUCUACCGAAUGGAACGCCAGUCCAUCGCCAUUUUGGACUUGAGUUUGUAAAGCCGCCGACAGGUACUUGGAAGUACAGGACCACCAUCGUGAAGGUGGGCAACGAAUGGGAAGUGAUUGAAGCAACGGAAUUGCUCGAGCGAAAAUCCGACUUGGAAGAUCGAAUACCGGGAUUGCUUUUUCGAUCAGAAAUUCUCACAUUCUUGCACAGGACACCAGAGUAUCUGGACAAGUGCUUGGUAGAAGAGGUAGCACCAGAAGAAGCACCAAAGGAGGAAGAAAAGAAGAUGGAAGAGGAGCCAGAAUGGUUUGGAAGAGAAAGAGGAGCUCCAGAAGAGUUGCAGGUGCCAGUGCCGAAAGGAGUUGUGAAGCAGCAAGGAAAGGCAGGAGGACACCAAGAGUUGGAACUCGACAUGGGAAGUACUAUUGUGGUGAAUGGAGAGUCACUCACAGCAACGAGUGAGAUUGAGAAGCUGCGAGAAGGUUGUCGGUAUUUGGGUUUGAGCGUCUCAGGGUCAAAGGUGAAGAUGUUCAGGAGACUGUGCAACUACCUCACCGAAGACAGAGAUGAGGACGCAGAAGAAGUUGCAGACAGGCUGAGGAAGCAAAGGCCCAAAGCAAGAACAAGACCCGGAGUGCCCGAACCGACAGAAGCAGAGAUUGAAGAGCAUAUGGCAACCCACAUGCCAAUGCAACCAUGGUGUGAUUUCUGUGCAGCAGCAAAGUCGAAACAGGACCAUACCCCACAAAGCAGUGAAGCAAAGUAUGAAGACCCAGGAAAGCCAGUGAUCCAGAUGGACUUCAUGUACAUGGGUCAGAACAGUGUGAGUCUGAUCAUUCUUGAUUCAUGGACUCGAUUUUCGUGGGCGAUUCCAGUGCCGGGGAAAGCACCGACGAAGAAGUUGGCCGAGAAAGUGGUGAAGUUUUCUCUCGAGAUGAACUACAUUUCCGAAGAAGUUCUGUUUGCGAUUGAUGUGGAGCCAGCGACAACAGCCUUACUGGAUUUGAUUGUAGCAAUACGACAAAAGUUAGGCUACAAGGCUGGAAAGUAUCCAAACAAGCCCUACCACAAAGGAAGAACAGCGAGAGUGGAACGCCACAUUCAGAACCUCAGGAGACAAAGCCUCACGAUGAUUGAAAUGGUCGAGGAUCGGAUUGGGGAAAAGAUUCCUGAAGAUCAUGCUUUACGAGCGUGGGCAAUUCACCACGCAGCAUGGUUGUUCAACAGGUACCACCUACACUCAGGGACGCAGAGUACAGCUUUCCAAUUGGUCUACGGGAGACCAUACCAAGGGCAGAUUUUACCCUUCGGAGAGUAUGUGUUUGGUCUGGCCAAGCCUGGAGGAGUGAAGAAUCGAUCCUUGUGGACAGGAGGAAUAUGGGUUGGAAAGGACGACCGGGACAUGGACGUGAUUACAUCAAAAGAUGGGAUCUUUACGUCAAGAUCUGUGCGGCGCACACAACCAGCGUGGCGCGCACGUGCAAAGAGAAAGAAGGAGGAGAAAAUGAGCCAGAGCCAGCAGGAGAUGAAGCAGGCGGGGGACAAAAGAGAGAAACUGAAGGAGAAGAAAGAGAGGAACCUGCGAAAGCUAGUAAAACAGCAGAUGCUGAGGAAGUCUAUUUCCACCGUUGUACGCCGGACAGGAAAAGCUGAACUUGACAAACUCGCCAACAUGAAGGUUGUGAAGACGAUCAAGAAGGAAGAGUGUUCAGAGGAAGGACACGCAGCAGUGCGAAUGAUGUUUCUUUUUCAUCUCAUCUACAAUUGGGAGCUUACAGUUCUUGACAUUCGUGACGCAUUCUUGCAAGUCAAGCAGAAAGCUCUGAUGUAUGCUGAUAUCUCACCGUGGAUUCGAACACUACUUGGUUUGGAUGAAGACCAUGUAUGGAAAGUGGAGAAGUGUCUGCCAGGGCAAAGAUCAGCGGCAGAACAAUGGUUUACCCAUUUGGUUGAGAUUUUGAAGCGUUUGGGAUUUGAGCAAUUUGUUGGGAUACCCUCAAUCUUGAAGCACCGAGUGAAGAAGAUUGCAGUGUCGAUUCAUGUCGACGACGAGCUAGUUGCAGGUGCGAAAGGCGAAGGAAGAUGGCUGAUAUGCGAGCUAGAGAAGUUUUUCAAGCUCACAGUUGAGGGACCGUUCCCAUCCCACCGGGGAUCGGGAGAACAGCUUCAUUACCUGAAGAGGACCUAUGAGUUCCUUGAAGAAGGAAUUUUGGUGACAGUGUCGAAGAAGCACUACGAGAAGCUUAGAGGACUCUACAAGCUGGGGAACCGAAAGCCAAGACAAACCCCAGAGCACCAGCUGAUUGGAACAGUGGACAAUUCCAAAGAACUGGAGGAGAACGAGUGCAAGAAGUUUCGUUCAGCGUUGGGAACACUGUUGUACAUUUCCCAAGACCGAUGGGAUUUACAGCAUGUGACGAAGUGUUUGGCAAGUAAGAUGUCGAAGCCAACGGAACAAGCGUUAACCUGUUUGAAACAAGCUUUGCUCUAUGUGCAAGGAACAGAGCAACUGGGAUUCCUACUGAAGUACACAAAGGUUGGAAACAAGAUGAUGGAUGCGAAAGUUACUCGUGGAGAUCCGGAUGGAUUCAAGUGCGGGAAGACAAUGGAUGAUGCGAACAGGAGAUUUCUCAUGUACCAUAUUGGAGCCAUGGUGUGGAAUGGAGAAAGUCAUGAGCGUUAUGGGAAAGAAGAAGCAAUGGAACAUGUGGCAGGUGAAGUUUGCCGAAGCCAAGUUCGAGCACUACGUGCAACUUUGUUGAAUGAGCGAGGAAGCAAGACGGCUAGAGCGAUGUACUUGACAAUGAUGGUGAAUAUGAUUUCUCAGAUUGCAGGACAGCCAGACGAUUUUGGAGGACGAGAACGAGAAGAACGAGAAUUUGUUUUCAUCUAUGUGAAGGAAGUGAGUGGAUGGAUUAUUCUUUUCAGUGUGCUACUAGGAGGAAUUUUCGCUUUACUCUUGUUCUACAUGGUCGAGCAGAAGGUGAACGAAGGACGACAGGAACCACAGGAAGAAGGACCACAGGAACCACAGGAAGAAGGACCACAGGAACCACAGGAAGAAGGACCACAGGAACCACAGGAAGAAGGACCACAGGAACCGCAGGAAGAAGGACCACAGGAACCGCAGGAAGAAGGACCACAGGAACCGCAGGAAGAAGGACCACAGGUUCUUGGCCUUGCCGCUCCGCUGUGCCUGAACUUUCUGGGAGGUGUCAAGCCCGGCGUGUAUGCACGGCGAACGGAACGCGUGCGGGAGUCCUGCCGAUAUUUGUAUGCGCUGCUCAAAGACAACGAGCUCCUGGAGGAGUGGCAAGAGAUUGUUGGCAGAGACCUGGUGGGCCUCACUUCCGUGUGGUUCUUGAUCUGUACUUUGAGGGUUGCAUCAACUUUGCUGCACGAAACCUCGCGGGCGUCGGUGGCCUGCAUGGUCGGCUUUGUCGUCUUCGCGUCCGUGCUCACCGCAGUAGGCUUCGUGCUCAUCGCCACCUGGCGCGGGCUGGGCCUGCGAGUCCAGCGGUUUACCGACCCUUUCAGAGAAAAGGAGGUGAACCUUGCAGUUGUGCAAGGCGAGUGGAGAGAGCUGGGCGCUUGCAUGCGCUCCAUGUCGCACGCUUUACAGGUGUGCAUCGUGGUAUUGGCACUGGCUGUGGGCACAGGAUUGAUCGCAGUGGCUUUUGACGUGCUCAGUGACGGGUUUGCCUUGACCAUGCUUCCGGCUGUGCUCUUCUUGGCACUGCUAACAGCAACUUUGUUCCCCGCGGCGCUUGCAAGCUCGGCGUGUUCGCGCUUUCCUUCCUUCGUAGCAAUCUAUGACCCCGGCCCGGAGAUGGCAGAGCAGUUCAUCCAAUUUGCAGACUUCGUCGCAAUGACCGAUUGCGGAUGCUUCCUCUGGGACACUAAGCUCACAGCUGGCCUUCUCCAGCGUGCGAUGUCCAUCACCAUAGCAUUGGCUGCAGGCAUCUACCGCAGUGGGGUGGGAUCCUGGUAA